GAGGGCGGGGCCAAGACAAGGGGCGGGGCUGCCGAGACCUUGGGCCCGCGAGAACGAAAAUUUGGGUUCGAUUAAGCCGCAUAGGAAAAGAUCAGGGAAGUCUGGGCCCAUCUGGGCGUCGGAGCCCGCUAGGUCAGCCGUCAUCGAAUACAGAAUAUGUUUUCGAGGACGCUAAUAUAUAGUCAUGACCAAUUUCAGUUCCUCUACUUUCUGCGGGCCGUCGCAAUAAAAAAAAAAAACUACAUCUCCCAGAAACCUCCACGAAAAUAAGGCUCACCUUGCGUAACCACGUAGUCCUUCGCCGCAUUGGGGCAAAAUAAUCCCUUCAUUUUUCUGAAGGGACCGUGGAAAAUAUUUCAUUUUUCUCCUCACCGGAGCAAUUGUAAAUGCUGUGCGGUAAGAGGAGUUACCUGUGGAAAGGUGGUUAAGAGAUUAGGUAAAGAAAAGGAAAGGACACCAAAAUAAAGUGCUGCGGAAGAAUUUUUGUCCAGCUGUGAGACGACGAGUGCGUGAAGUGAAGGCGAUUGAGAGGGGCUGAGGGAAUUGUCCUCUGUGCAAGGGACUUUCUUUAGGCCCCAGGCCCCUUCCUGCCCCUGUCGUCAGCAGAGAGAUGGAAAACUUGAUGACUAGCUCCACCCUGCCGCCCCUUUUUGCAGAUGAAGAUGGCUCCAAGGAGAGUAAUGAUCUGGCUACCACUGGGUUAAAUCACCCAGAGGUUCCAUACAGUAGUGGCGCUACAUCAUCCACCAACAAUCCAGAAUUUGUGGAGGAUCUCUCCCAAGGUCAGUUGCUUCAGAGUGAGUCUUCAAAUGCAGCAGAAGGCAAUGAACAGAGGCAUGAAGAUGAGCAACGAAGUAAACGAGGAGGUUGGUCCAAAGGAAGAAAGAGGAAGAAACCUCUUCGAGACAGCAAUGCACCCAAAUCCCCUCUUACAGGAUAUGUUCGGUUCAUGAAUGAGCGUCGAGAACAGCUUCGAGCAAAGAGACCAGAAGUCCCAUUUCCAGAAAUCACAAGGAUGUUAGGCAAUGAAUGGAGUAAACUGCCUCCUGAGGAAAAACAGCGCUACCUUGAUGAAGCAGACAGAGAUAAGGAGCGCUACAUGAAGGAACUGGAACAGUAUCAGAAAACUGAGGCCUACAAGGUCUUCAGUAGGAAAACCCAGGACCGUCAGAAAGGCAAAUCUCAUAGGCAAGAUGCAGCCCGGCAGGCCACUCAUGAUCAUGAGAAAGAAACAGAGGUAAAGGAACGGUCUGUUUUUGACAUCCCUAUAUUUACAGAGGAAUUCUUGAACCAUAGCAAAGCUCGGGAGGCAGAGCUCCGCCAGCUUCGCAAAUCCAACAUGGAGUUUGAGGAGAGGAAUGCAGCCCUGCAAAAGCACGUGGAGAGCAUGCGCACAGCAGUGGAGAAGCUGGAGGUGGAUGUGAUCCAGGAGCGGAGCCGCAACACAGUCUUACAGCAGCACCUGGAGACCCUGCGGCAGGUGCUGACCAGCAGCUUUGCCAGCAUGCCCUUGCCUGGAAGUGGAGAGACACCUACAGUGGACACCAUUGACUCAUAUAUGAACAGACUGCACAGUAUUAUUUUAGCUAAUCCCCAAGACAAUGAAAACUUCAUAGCUACAGUUCGAGAAGUUGUGAACAGACUUGAUCGUUAGGGAAUGGUCUUAGAGCUCCAAGAUGUUCCAUAAGUGUUUUUACUUGUAAGGAAUGAGAAGCCAUCCAUGGAAAUUUGAACUGAGUGGGGGUGGAGAAAGAGUGCAGAUCCCUUUGCUUGUGAAAGAAUUUUCAGUGAGUGAAAGGCCGUCACCCCAGGAAGCCAUAUGAAGGAGCAGCAACAUGUAUAUGAGCUUCCUAUGGAAUUGUCCUUCUGUGAAACUUUGAAGGUAUGCAGCCACUCUCCCAGGUCUUCAGGUUCCUACCAUUUCCAUUUCUGUUAAAGUGGAGCUGCAUAUCUUCAGCUUACUGGGUGACCCUGAUGCUGACAUCUGCUGCUGCAGAAAGGAAGACUUCUCUUCUUGUAAUUUCACUUAGACCCUUUUAUCAGUGGAGCUCCAGUUUUCUUACCUACUUGUCACUUUUUUAAAUGCCUCUGGGGGUUAUUUUUGCUUUUCUUGGCCCCCACCAAUUUAUACAUCUCCAUUUUCUGACCUCUGAACUUUGUUGCUCAGCAAGGUUCUGAAGGAGAGUUUCUUGCGUUAGACAGGCCCAAUCUUCUCCCAUCAUUGCCCUGCUGUGACUCCAAAGAAAGGAGCUUCUUGUUGAUAGUGCCAUGUGGAGCAAGGCUAUGUUUCCUACCCCACAUGGUGCUCAGUGGGUACCAGUCUUA
Messenger RNA from Cercocebus atys (sooty mangabey), 2325 nucleotides. It is a transcript of the gene HMG20A, whose product is annotated as high mobility group 20A. Gene Ontology annotation, cellular component: nucleus. The transcript is spliced from 10 exons. Gene Ontology annotation, biological process: regulation of gene expression. NCBI's taxonomy places the organism in Eukaryota, Metazoa, Chordata, Mammalia, Primates, Cercopithecidae. The record is from RefSeq and is a predicted model, not a curated record. Bases 611 to 1654 code for a protein of 347 amino acids.